AUGCAGGCCCAGACAACCCCGACCACCCCAGUCACCCCAAUCACUCCAAGCAUCAUGCCUUACCUAUCAUAUUCUCAAAGACUGGGGGACCAGCAUUUUCCCGCAAGCAUGCAAACUUCUUUGACAGUGCCGACGCCUCAAUACAGCUACCGCCAGGCAUCGGCUGCCCAGCAUUCACCAGUCUUGCUCAGCCCCCAUGAAGAUCUAGCCCCGAGGACCACAACUCUACUGUCAUAUCUGACACUACCAAUCCAACCAAUCAACAUAGUCCGCAACGUGAGUGUAGUGCCAACUCGUGGCUUACACGAUUACUUCUGGUGGGACAUCCGCAACCUGCGCAACUGGAGCUCAUUCUCACUGGCGGCAUUUGACUCUCUGGACAGCCGAUUAAUCCAGCUCUUGAAGACUGAAAUCCCAGCAGAGCUCACACCGCGCGUGGUCGUAUCUCCAGCAAGCCUAGCGCCAGAAUCCGAGCACGACCUAGUGUGUUUAAUCCGCGAUCUCUACGCACCACGCAUAAACGCCGCGCUAGCCGUCUCCCAAGGCAAAGACCACCUCCAACUCUACGCUGCCCCAGAUGUCCGCAACACAGGCCACAAAAACCACGGCCACCCACAUUUCCUAGCAAACUACCUCUCAGACACCGAGCAAACAAGUACGGGUCUCCCGCGCGGCCGACUUGUCGGCAUCGUGAAGAGCUUUGACCGCUGGAACACCGGAAUGCGCAACGAAGCCCCCCACAGACGCGUGGAAUACCUCAACGGACUCGCCCACCUCCAGCGCUGCAUGCGCGAGCAUUCCUGUCGCUACGGCUUCAUCAUCACCGAGAUCGAGCUCGUCUGCGUGCGAGCCGGCUGCGAUGCAGGCGAUGAGGUCCCCUAUUUUGGGUACCUGGAGAUCGCGGCGUCAAUUCCGCUCAAGACAGCCACUGGGAGGAGGGCACAUCCGCGCGACGCACCACUCGCAACGCCCGUCAGCGCGCGCUCUUUCUCGUCCUCGUCCUCGUCCUGCUCGUCAUUCCCCUUGAGUCAGGACUCCUCGGACCCAGAGCCAGCUGAGGACGCAUUGCCAGCUAUGACGGCGGGGUUGGGGUUGUAUUUCUUGUUAAUGCUUUCGAAGUCGGUUCCACUUCCACAUCAGCCUUCUGCUCACCUUAACGUUGGCGGACCUGGUGCGAUGACUCGUCAGAGGAUUCUGGUGGAAGCGAAGGACAAGUGGAUCCCUGAGCCGCAGAUUGGGGAGAAAAGAGAUGCUAAGAGGGUGAGGGGGUGGGUUUGGCCUUUGGAUCCUUGGCAUCGGAGGGAGGGAGGUGCGUCUAGGGGGAAGGCUGGGACGAAGACGAAAAAGUGGCAUAAAUGA
Penicillium digitatum Pd1 is the source of this 1359-nucleotide messenger RNA. RefSeq lists its product as uncharacterized. The record is from RefSeq and is a predicted model, not a curated record. NCBI's taxonomy places the organism in Eukaryota, Fungi, Ascomycota, Eurotiomycetes, Eurotiales, Aspergillaceae.